AAGGAAUAAUCCAUAACAACGUUGCAUAAAAAGAUGAUGUUAUUGAGAGUCAAGGUAACAUGUAGAGAAUGUCAAUUUUUUAUACAGUGAUGCAUAGCAGUUUACUACGUAAACGUCACUCAUAUCUUAUCUUGAAAAAUAUUCAGUUGGCUUUUAUUAAUGAACAAUACAAUAUUCUUAAGUACAGAAAUUUGAGGAAGUAAAAUCAUGAACUAUUUUGUGGGCGUUGAUGUAGGAACCGGAAGUGCAAGAGCUGCAUUAGUUUCUUUAAAUGGCAAAAUUAUAAAAGUUGCAGUAUGCCCUCUUGAGAUUUUUAAUCCUGUGAAAGAUUUUUAUGAACAAUCUUCUGAUAAUAUUUGGAGUGCUGUCUGUAAAGUAGUAAAGACAGUUACAGAAGGCACUUCAAUUAAUAAUAUUAAAGGUAUUGGAUUUGAUGCUACUUGUUCUUUAGUAGCCAUAGACAAAAAUGGAUUACCAGUCAGCGUUAGUCCAUCAGGAAAAGAUAAACAAAAUGUUAUACUUUGGAUGGAUCAUAGAGCUCAAAAAGAAGCAGAUUUUAUUAAUUGUCUUAGACAUGAUAUACUUUGUUACGUAGGUGGGAAAGUUUCUUUAGAAAUGCAAACUCCUAAAAUGCUUUGGCUUAAAAACAAUUUACCAUUGUCUUGGAAUCGCGCGGCAUUACUUUUUGAUCUUCCAGAUUUUCUUACUUGGAAAGCAACUGGUUCUGAAUCGAGAUCUUUGUGUUCUUUGGUUUGUAAAUGGAAUUAUUAUGCUGAACCAGGUGUAAAUGGUUGGAAGGAAGACUUUUUUAAUCAAAUUGGUUUACAAGAUCUUAAAGAAAAUAAUUGGAGUAAAUUAGGUAAUAAGGUAAAAGCACCUGGAGAACCGGUUGGUCAAGGAUUAUCUGCAAAAGCAGCAUUAGAAUUAGGACUUUUAAAGGGAACAGCAGUGGGUACUUCCCUUAUUGACGCACAUGCUGGUGGACUUGGUAUGAUAGGUUGUACAGUUCCUGGCAUAUCUAAUAAAUUAUCUAGCCGAUUGGCACUUAUAUGCGGUACAUCAACAUGUCACAUGGCUGUAAAUGAAAAUAAAAUAUUUAUUAAUGGUAUUUGGGGACCUUAUUAUAGUGCUAUGAUUCCUGGCUUAUGGCUUCACGAAGGUGGUCAAAGUGCAACUGGAAAAUUACUUGACCAUGUGAUUGAUACACAUCCUGCUACUCCUAAGAUCCUUAAAUCUUUAGAAAAUAAUAUGCACAUUCAACAAUAUUUAUCUGGAUUGUUGCAAACUAUGGCAAAUAAAAAGAAUAUAAAAAAUGUAUCCUAUUUAACAAAAUAUGUUCAUGUUUGGCCCGAUUUCCAUGGAAAUCGUUCUCCUCUUGCUGAUCCAACGCUCAAAGGAAUGGUUUCAGGUCUCUCCUUAUCAGUGGAUGAGGAAAACUUAGCAAUAUUAUAUCUAGCUACGAUACAAGCAUUGACGUAUGGUACGAAAUAUAUUUUGGAAACUUUAAUAGCUGCUGGUUAUGAAAUUGAAAGUAUAUUAAUUUGCGGUGGUCUUAGUCAAAAUCCAUUGUUUGUUCAAAUUCAAGCCGAUGUUUUGGCUUUACCUGUACUUUGCCCUAUAGAAAAGGAAUCAGUUUUGAUAGGUGCAGCUAUUCUUGGAUCAUAUGCCGCAAGGGAAUUUGUUUCUAUGAACGCUGCUAUAAAGUCAAUGGGAGGUGAAGCACAAGUUAUACAACCACAAACUGAAUGUUACGAAUAUCAUUUACGAAAAUACGAAGUUUUUAAAAGAAUGGUCCAAGAUCAGAGAGAUUAUGAUAAAUUUAUGAAUGAAGAAAUAAAUACCUGAUCUGAAUAUUAUCUAUUAAUUAGCAUUUAAUAAUGCAUAAAGUUAUUGCUAUUACAAUGAAAACAAAAAAAAAAAGAAGAUAUUUUAUAUUACCUUUAUAUGUAUUAUGUGCAAAUCUUUGUAGAUCUUUUGUACUUAUAUGUAAAAUAAAAAAAAUAUAUAUAUGUGUAUAUAUAUAUAUAUAUAUAGAAUACAA
Molecule: messenger RNA, 2041 nt
Organism: Vespa mandarinia (Asian giant hornet)
Lineage: Eukaryota; Metazoa; Arthropoda; Insecta; Hymenoptera; Vespidae
Product: FGGY carbohydrate kinase domain-containing protein
Biological process (GO): carbohydrate phosphorylation; pentose metabolic process
Cellular component (GO): cytoplasm
Molecular function (GO): D-ribulokinase activity
Source: RefSeq, a predicted model, not a curated record